GCCGAAGGGUGCACAUGGGCCUAGCGAUGGAUCGCGGGGCGCCCUACUCGCGGGCGCUGCAUAAGGCGGGCGGCUCGGAGCGAGGCUGCUGGUACUACAUGCGUUACUUCUUCCUCUUCGUCUCCCUCAUCCAGUUCCUCAUCAUCCUGGGCCUGGUGCUCUUCAUGGUCUACGGCAACGUGCACGGCGGCACCGAGUCCAACCUGCAGGCCACCGAGCGCCGCGCCGACGGCCUCUACGGCCAGGUCGUGGGGCUGUCGGCCACCCGCGCCAACCUGACCAAGGAACUCAACCUCACGGCCCGCGCCAAGGAAGCCAUCAUGCAGAUGCUGCUGGGCGCCCGCCGCGACCUGGACCGCAUCAACGCCAGCUUCCGACAGUGCCAGGCAGAGCGGUCCACCCACCUGGGCCAGCAGCGCUACAUGGCCGCCAUCAUCCUGAGCGAGAAGCAGUGUCAGGAACACCUGAAGAACACCAACAAGAGCUGCGAUGCUUUGCUGCUCGCCCUGGACCAGAAGGCCAAGACGCUGGAGGCGGAACUGGCCAAGGAGAAGGCCGUGUGCACCAAAGACAAGGAGGCCCUGCAGCUGAGCAAGCGGCUGGCGGAGGAACAGCUGGCCGAGUGCGGGAGGACGCAGGCCCAGCUGCAGCAAGAACGGCGCAUCGCGGAGGAGCGGCUGCAGAAGGUGGAAGCCCUCUGCCACCUCUUCGACAAGGAUAAGUUCGAGACCACCCUGCGCGACCUCUGGAGGGACUCCAUCAUCUCGCGAGCCCUGGACAGCCUGGGUUAUAACCCCUACAUCGGCUCGGAGGUGGCCUCCAUCCGCAGGACCUGCGAACACAUGCCCACCCUCAUGACCACCAAGGUGGCGGAGCUGGCCCACAGCCUGCGCGCCGACAUCGACCGCGUGGCCCGCGAGAACGCGGACCUCCAGCGCCAGAAGCUGGAGCUGGAGCGCAGCCUGCAGGCCGCCCAGGAGUCCAAGGAGAAAGCGGUCAAGGAGGCGCAGGCCCGGGAGGCUAAACUCCAAGCCGAGUGCGCCCGGCAGACCCAGCUCGCUCUGGAGGAGAAGGCCACUCUGCGGAAGGAGCGCGAGGGCCUGGCCAAGGAGCUGGAGGAGAGGAAGAAGGAGAUUGAGUAUCUCAAGAUGCAGAUGGCCGUCAGCGCCUCGGCCCUGGACACCUGCAUCAAGGCCAAGUCCCAGACGAUGUCUGUGGCCUUGCCAAGACCCGUGGGCCCUCUCCCCAACCCCCAGGCCAUCGACCCAGCUGCCCUGGAGGAAUUCAAGAAGAAGAUCCUGGAGUCCCAGCGGCCCCCUGCAGGCAAUGUGGUAAUCCCCUCCAGUGGCUGAGGAGGUACCAGGCCUCAAGGACCGAGGGGGCCCCCCCGACCUGACGGUGCAGAAGAUGCUCGCAGGGGCAACACAGCAGCCCCACCACCACCACCCCCAAGCCCGGGCCGUGCCCACCCCCACCUGACACCCAGCCCCACAGCCCUUUCCCACAGACACGGGAUGACACCUCACGCAAGGAGCGUGCCACAGGCAGAGCCAACGACUUCACGUACAGGAGAGACAUCGACGGCAGCGUCACCCACAGACACACGAUCACCAGGUCACACUGACACGGUGGCCGUGAUGGCACCCAC
This is a messenger RNA of Echinops telfairi (small Madagascar hedgehog), 1648 nucleotides long. RefSeq names its product plasmalemma vesicle associated protein (gene PLVAP). Gene Ontology annotation, cellular component: caveola. Lineage: Eukaryota; Metazoa; Chordata; Mammalia; Afrosoricida; Tenrecidae. The record is from RefSeq and is a predicted model, not a curated record. Gene Ontology annotation, biological process: positive regulation of cellular extravasation; regulation of vascular permeability. The transcript has 6 exons. Bases 15 to 1352 code for a protein of 445 amino acids.